Messenger RNA from Cariama cristata (Red-legged seriema), 1533 nucleotides. Its product is annotated as nucleolar RNA helicase 2-like. The annotation marks the transcript as partial. The transcript is spliced from 11 exons. Gene Ontology annotation, molecular function: ATP binding; nucleic acid binding. NCBI's taxonomy places the organism in Eukaryota, Metazoa, Chordata, Aves, Cariamiformes, Cariamidae. The record is from RefSeq and is a predicted model, not a curated record.
ACAAAAAAGGUUAAGGAGCAGAGCAGCGGUGUGGCUGCAGAGAACGAGGGCUCCGAGCAUACGGUGGAACCUUCCUCCGCUGUAAGCGACAGCGUGACAUCCCCGGCAUCCCAGAGCGCGUCCGGCGACAGGGCCGCCGGAGAGCAGGACAGCGACGCCGAGGAGCUGACAGAAGAAGCAAAAGAAGGCGCCUUCUCCAAUUUUCCUCUCUCCCAAAACACUAUCAACCUUCUCAAAGCUCGAGGUGUAAAAUACCUGUUCCCUGUGCAAGUGAAGACUUUUCAGCCCAUAUAUGAUGGCAAAGAUGUAAUUGCUCAAGCUCGAACAGGAACGGGGAAAACCUUUUCUUUUGCUCUUCCACUGACUGAAAAACUUCAGAGUGUCUCACAAGAUGGGAGAAGAGGCCGUGCACCAAAAGUGCUGGUUCUUGUUCCAACCAGGGAACUGGCCACUCAGGUAGCCAGAGACUUCAAGAAUCUCACCAGGAAACUGUCGGUGGCUUGUUUUUAUGGAGGAACUCCGUAUAAAGCACAGCUUGAUCUCCUUAAAAGUGGCAUUGAUAUUCUAGUGGGAACUCCUGGACGGAUCAAAGACCACAUUCAGAAUAGCAAACUGGAACUUUCCAGCGUGAAGCACGUUGUUCUGGAUGAAGUUGAUCACAUGUUAGACAUGGGCUUUGCUGAACAAGUGGAAGAAAUCUUAGGAUUUGCUUAUAAAAAAGGUUCUGAGAACAACCCCCAGACACUGCUGUUUUCUGCAACUUGUCCACGAUGGGUACAUGAUGUAGCAAAAAAAUACAUGAAAGAUGAAUAUGAACAGAUUGACCUGAUUGGAAAGAAGACUCAAAGGACUGCCACGACUGUGGAACACUUGGCUAUACAGUGUCGCUCAUCUCAGAGAGCAGGAGUUCUUGGGGAUAUCAUUCAAGUCUACAGUGGCAGCCGUGGGCGGACGAUUGUCUUCUGUGAGACCAAAAAGGAAGCAAACGAACUGGCUAUGAAUGCUUCGCUCAAACAGGAUGCCCAGUCAUUACAUGGUGACAUUCCACAGAAACAGAGAGAAGUUACAUUAAAAGGCUUUAGAGAUGGUGUGUUUGAAGUUCUGAUUGCAACAAAUGUAGCUGCCCGUGGUUUGGAUAUUCCUGAGGUUGACCUUGUUAUACAGUGUUCACCACCAAAGGAUGUUGAUUCCUACAUCCAUCGUUCCGGACGUACAGGUCGAGCUGGCAGGACUGGGAUCUGCAUUUGUUUAUUUCAGAGAAGAGAAGAAGAUCUUCUAAAACAAGUUGAGCACAAAGCGGGGAUUACAUUUAAGCGUAUAGGUGUUCCAUCUGCUACAGAUGUAAUUAAAGCUUCAAGUAAUGAUGCCAAGAAGUUGUUGGAGGCCAUUCCUCCUUCUGCAGUAGACUACUUCAGAAAAUCUGCUCAAGAGCUCAUAGAUGAAAAAGGGGCAGUUGCUGCCCUGGCUGCAGCUCUAGCACAUAUUUCUGGGGCAUCUUAUGUACAACAGCGGUCCUUACUCAACUCAACUGCG